AUGCACAUCCUCACCACAACCGCCAACGCCGCCCUCUACACCAAGAAACAAGCCACAAAGCAGAUCAACGUCAUGAACACCGUGUACAAACGCAUCGGCCUGAACUUCAAGCUCAUCGAAACUGACAUAACCGUCAACGACGCAUGGGCCGUGGCCGAUGGCGCUGACAUGGACGCUAUGAAGCUCGCGCUCCGCAAAGGGACCUACGCCGACUUGAACCUCUACUUCCACUCCGAUCUCACCAGUGGCAUUCUCGGAACCUGCACGCUACCCUCGCAAGUCCAGGUCGGCAUGGACAAGGCGCUGUACGCUUCCGAUGGAUGCAAUAUCAACGCCAACACGAUGCCUGGAGGGUCACUGACGGGCUACAACCAGGGUAUGACGGCCGUGCACGAGACGGGACACUGGUUGGGACUGCUGCAUACCUUUGAGGGAUACUCCUGUGAAGGCGAAGGCGACAUGAUCGAUGAUACGCCAAUGCAGUCUUCGAGUACGGAUGGGUGUCCGACGGAGGUGAAGGAUAGUUGUCCUGGGUUGCCAGGCGUGGACCUGAUCCACAACUACAUGGACUAUAGCUCGGACUCGUGCUACACGGGCUUUACGCCGGGACAGGUCGCCCGAAUCAGGGCGCUGUGGGAGCAGUAUCGGAAGGGAUACUAG
Zymoseptoria tritici IPO323 is the source of this 660-nucleotide messenger RNA. RefSeq lists its product as uncharacterized. The transcript has a single exon. Gene Ontology annotation, molecular function: metallopeptidase activity. The record is from RefSeq and is a predicted model, not a curated record. NCBI's taxonomy places the organism in Eukaryota, Fungi, Ascomycota, Dothideomycetes, Mycosphaerellales, Mycosphaerellaceae. The coding region runs from base 1 to 660 and encodes 219 amino acids.